GCAGGCCUGGAGAUCGAUUUGUUUAAACAUGGCGGCUUCAGAUGCUGGGUUGCGACAGAGGCUGAUUCCGGAAUCAGAGACGACUACGGACUGGGAUCCAGAUCUGCCGUAUGGGGGCAAAGUUUACUUAGCCAGGAAAAAAAAGCCCGACCCUACGUAUGUUAAAGUUAUUGAGGCGGUGGUAUUAAUUUCCACUCUGUCCUUUGCCCUAUAUGCAUAUUACUAUUUCGACCAUCUCCAUUUCAACGUGACGUAUGGUUACGCAUGGCUGGGAUACCCGAGUGCAAACCAUCAGAUCGGGCAGAGAUACCUUCACGGAAAGGGGGUUGAAAAGCACAUAGUGAAAGCCAUGGAACAUUUCAAAAAAGCUGCUGACCAGGGCCACCCUCACGCUGCUUACAAUUUGGCUAUCGGUCACCUGAAGGGGUACAAGUCCGGUCUCAAACCCGGUGAAGCCCACAUGCUGAUUCAACAUGCUGCAUCUAAAGGCGUGAAGGAAGCGCAUCAAGUGUUGAACGAGGUGUGCUCCAGAGGAGGCUGUAAAAACUAGUAAACUACGGAGAGCUGAGGAAAAUCUUUGAUCCGCUCCCAAAUCAUAUGUAUCCGAUUCGGGAGCGGAUGAAAUAUUUUAUGUUAGUAAAAUUGGAUCGAAGUUAUUAGCAAUGAUGCACUAGUACUAAUAUAUACACUUUCGAGUUACUGCUGGACAAAGAUCAACAACGAAACAUGCUGGACCUAACGUUCACAGACUGAUAACUUAAAAUUGCUGCGGUUUUAUUUUCCUACUUUGGCAUAAAACAAUGUUCGUUUCCGAGACUGACUCAUAUUUGUAUGUGAUAGAGCCACAGUCACAGGAGGCAGAACGACAGCUGUAUUUACAUGAACUAAAUAUGAAACAAUAGAUCCCCGCAAUAUAUCCCAAUUUUGUUCUUUCGUGGGUUUUUUUGUUUGUUUGUUUUUUGCGGCAAAAGUAACUGUUGAUCUGCUGGAAACCAACAUGUAUAUAUCAUUCCGUCCAAAAAGCAAUAGUUUCUUCUUUUUUUCCUUUCUUUUUUAUAAUACAUAUGUACUGUUUGCAUUUAUAAACAUAUUUUGUUAAAAUAAAGAUACUUAGUAAU
This is a messenger RNA of Ostrea edulis (European flat oyster), 1118 nucleotides long. RefSeq names its product secretory immunoglobulin A-binding protein EsiB-like. The record is from RefSeq and is a predicted model, not a curated record. The transcript is spliced from 5 exons. Bases 29 to 550 code for a protein of 173 amino acids. Gene Ontology annotation, molecular function: protein binding. NCBI's taxonomy places the organism in Eukaryota, Metazoa, Mollusca, Bivalvia, Ostreida, Ostreidae.